ACUUCGAAUGCAGUUAUAGCUAAAUUGUAUGAGUUCAUGUCAAGAUUCGGUCUUAUGCAUACUUUGGUUAGUGAUAACGGCACUUGUUUCUCUUCAAAUGAGUUCGCGCGUUUUUUGUGCGGUAAAUGGGAUUUCCCAUAUAACUUCUCCCGCUUAUACCCCGGCCAGUAAUGGGCAGUCGGAAAGCUUCGUAAAGGUGGUAAAAAAAGGUAUACGAGCAUCAUUGCUAAGUAGUAGUGCAAAGGAAGUCGAUCAAAACUUAUUAAAAUACCUAUUCGACUAUAGAAACUCGGUUCACUCCACUACGGGCGUUUCGCCUGCCCAGUUGGUAUUCGGGCGGAAACUUCGUUCGCGCCUGGAUUUACUUGUACCUAAUGUACUUGCCGCCGCGCCGUCCUCACCGGACACUCUCACUGAGGUUGUAAAUUAUAAACAGUGUUUGCAGACUAAAGCAUAUGGUGGCACCAACAAGCAAUGUUUUAAGCCAGGUGAUAAAGUUCUGUUUAAAAAAUAUUUCAGUAACGGUAAAUUUACAUGGAAUAGAGGUGUAGUAAUGAAGAGAUUGGGUGAAACUGUAUAUAUUGUGAAAGACAGUGUAACUGCAUUGCAAUUUAAAAAACACAAAAAUCAAUUGAUAGCUUUUAGAGGGACAGUGACAAACAACAAUCUUAGUGGCACUAGAGACAUUGAUACUUCUAUUGAAUCGACAUCGGGUGACGAAAUUGACCUCUCUCCAUCUGAGUUAUGCGGUGAGGAACCUGAAAUAACUCGUCCAGUGUCAGCGGAGUCUUCACAGUCCCCCACUGUGGAGGGGAGUGGAACCACGCCGACAUCUACUGCGACGACUUUACCAGACCUGCAGACAUCGAAGGCCUCACCGCCGGCCGCGUCAGCUGAUGACGGGGGUCACGACGAGUUCUUCGAAGCACGAGAACAGAGCCACGACACAGAAGGUGUACAAGAUGCAGAGACUCAACUCGAAGCCGUAAGUCCGAGUCGAACGGCUGGACAAAUGUCGUUGCGUCCUGUCCCUAGGGUUGAUUAUAAACCGUUUUUUUGUCUUAUGUAAUUUAGGUGGUAGUUUCUUAAUUGUUUAAUCAACGAUGGAUUGUAAAACUAUUAGGGGGAGAUGUUGUAUAUGUAAUAUAUGUAUACAUGUAGCUAUAGCGGGUUCGGUGCCUCGACCCCUACUUAAGGUAACACUUCGCAUGAAUAUAACCAGUGUGAUUUCAACCGCCGUUAGUUUCACUUGUCCCCUGUCACAUACGGA
Messenger RNA from Cydia pomonella (codling moth), 1270 nucleotides. RefSeq lists its product as uncharacterized. Bases 29 to 1069 code for a protein of 346 amino acids. The transcript has a single exon. Gene Ontology annotation, molecular function: nucleic acid binding. The record is from RefSeq and is a predicted model, not a curated record. Lineage: Eukaryota; Metazoa; Arthropoda; Insecta; Lepidoptera; Tortricidae. Gene Ontology annotation, biological process: DNA integration.